UUCAAGGACUCGGAGAGACAAAACAGACUAGAGAGAUAACAAACGUACUGUUACCAGUGAACUGCCCCUUGUCUUUUUAGCUGUUGCCUCGCCGGAAACCAUUCUUCCCCGUCCUUUUCUUUGUACUCACCGGUUUUAAAACCACCAUGGAAGAAACCGGUUUUGUACCGUUUCCGGGAAACCUAGACCCUAGAGCUCAAGAGUUCCGACCUCGACAUAAUAAUCUUCAAGAUUUCACUACAAAAUUUCCUCCUUUUGGGCCGCCGCCUCCGCCGCCACCACCACAACUACCUCAGCUCCUGCACCAAGUCUACUACCCCUACACCCCUCAAGCGGUGCCGUUUUGCGACUUUGUAGGUUUCACCCAGUAUCAUCAUCAUGUGCCUCCGAUGUACGAUACCGUGGGUACUCCUCUCCCUCUUCCUCCUACUGGCGCGCCAACUCGGACUCUGGUACUGAGUUCAGUGCCGAGCGACGUGAGUGAGACAUUGAUUAGGAGAGAAUUGGAGGUUUUUGGAGAAGUUAGAGGGGUCCAGAUGGAAAGAGUAGGUGAUGGGAUCGUGACCGUUCAUUUCUACGAUUUAAGGCAUGCAGAGAGAGCCUUGAGGGAGAUACGAGAGCAGCACAUGCUGCAUCAAGCCAGGCUAAGGAAUCUCUUUAUUCAAAAUUGUGAGAGCUUGAGCUUGAAUAUUGCACCACCCCCACCGGCGCGUGGUUUGAUUGCGGGUUGUGUAGUUUGGGCUCAGUUUAUUAUCCCGUCUUGUAAAGCGGUGCCCGACGGGCAAAAUCAAGGGACCCUUGUGGUCUUCAAUUUGGACCCCAAUGUUUCUACUAGAUGUCUCAAAGAAACUUUCCAAGCUUUUGGUGCUGUUAAGGAAUUGAGAGAGACUCCUUUGAAGAGGCACCAAAGGUUUGUGGAGUUCUAUGAUGUAAGAGAUGCAGCCAAGGCACUCGGAGAGAUGAAUGGAAAGGAAAUUUACGGAAAGCAAGUUGAUAUUGAAUUCAGUCGUCCUGGUGGGUAUGGAAAGAAGUUUUUCAAUGCCAGCACCACCACUUCCAAAACCUCCUUCUCUGCUCCUGCCAUCAACUCCACAAGAAACCUUAACCGUUCCAGAAUUUCAACUUACGCCUCUCCACCAUCACCACCAUUGCUUCGUAGAUUCUCCUCCGGCUGCUCGUCUCCGAAUAUCUCCCCCCGCUCAUUUCUGUCUGAAACUCACUCCUCAGCUGGAAAGAAACCGUCUGGUAGUCCUGGCAAGGGAAACCCUAAUGAGGCUUCAAAUGAAGCUGCGUCAUCGGGGUGCUUGUCAUUGGGUGGUGGUGCAGUUGGAGAUGGAAUUGUUGAGAAGGUUACUGAUCAUGGGCCUCCCAAGAAAAGCUCAAAAAAGAGCCAGAACAGCCAGUCCUUCACAGCUACAAAGCAUCAACAGAAGAGUGCGAAGUCAUGGAAGGGAACAAGGCAAGCGAAGAAGUUUGAUACUCGUUUUCUCAUAAGUGGUGAUGAUUCCAUGGUGGAAACCAGUGGUAGUGAUUCCAGAACCACUGUCAUGAUCAAGAACAUACCCAACAAGUAUAGUCAGAAGCUGGUGUUGAAUAUGUUGGACAAUCACUGCAUUCACUGCAACGAGCAGAUUGCCAAUGGGGAUGACCAGCCCUUGUCUUCUUAUGACUUUUUAUACCUUCCCAUUGAUUUCAAUAACAAGUGCAAUGUGGGGUAUGGGUUCGUGAACAUGACGUCCCCACAGGCAGCAUGGAGGCUCUACAAGGCCUUCCAUAAUCAACACUGGGAGGUCUUCAACUCUCGAAAAAUCUGUGCAGUCACUUACGCUAGAGUUCAGGGAUUGGAAGCGUUGAAGGAGCACUUUAAGAACUCAAAGUUCCCGUGCGAGAUGGACCACUAUCUUCCAGUUGUUUUUUCUCCGCCUCGAGACGGGAGGCAACAGACUGAGCCUCUCCCCAUUAUUGGCCUCAAGCAGCUCCAACAGCCCAUCAAUCUAGGUCACCGCCCCCACCAUGAGAUUGAAGAUGGUGUAGACGAUAGCAGCCUCAAGAUUUGCAACAAGUUAUGUGGUAACACUGACCAAGAAGGAGAAAACCAGCACAAGUGCUGUAGCAGCAUCAGCAGCAGCCAAAACGGCGGCGAUGUUGGUGAUGAUGACAAAGACAGUAGUGGCGGCAGCAACUAGACGAUAGGAGUAUCAUAUAGAUAAUCAUAUAUUUACUGCAAAAACCAACGCUGUGUCCAUCACUGGUCUACUGCUAAAAACAGCUUAACCUGCACCGCCCAAUGAGGUGCUUCUUGUUGAGCACCGAGCCUCCCACUCACUUACAUAUAAAAGCCCACUGUCACUUACCAAGCCUAAAACCUUUAUCUGUCCUCACUCAGUCUAGCUAGCUGACCUGACCACCAUCACCUCCAUUUACUCUCCCUCUACUGUAAUGUGGCAGUAAAAACUAAAGAAAUUGUAUUGUACAAGCUCGUUUUUGUUUUUGAAUCUCUCUUUUUAGCUGGCUAUGAAAAUUGUAGUUCAAAA
This is a messenger RNA of Populus nigra (black poplar), 2534 nucleotides long. Its product is annotated as protein terminal ear1-like. The record is from RefSeq and is a predicted model, not a curated record. Gene Ontology annotation, molecular function: RNA binding. NCBI's taxonomy places the organism in Eukaryota, Viridiplantae, Streptophyta, Magnoliopsida, Malpighiales, Salicaceae. The transcript has 5 exons. The coding region runs from base 147 to 2186 and encodes 679 amino acids.